Tachysurus vachellii is the source of this 2825-nucleotide messenger RNA. It is a transcript of the gene traf5, whose product is annotated as Tnf receptor-associated factor 5. The record is from RefSeq and is a predicted model, not a curated record. Gene Ontology annotation, cellular component: plasma membrane signaling receptor complex. Gene Ontology annotation, molecular function: thioesterase binding; zinc ion binding. The transcript has 11 exons. Lineage: Eukaryota; Metazoa; Chordata; Actinopteri; Siluriformes; Bagridae. The coding region runs from base 234 to 1886 and encodes 550 amino acids. Gene Ontology annotation, biological process: regulation of canonical NF-kappaB signal transduction; protein K63-linked ubiquitination; regulation of apoptotic process.
UGUGUGUUCCCGCAGCGGCUGGUUGCGCGCGCGCGUGCGGAGGAAAGUGUUCAUUUCGGAACUCCCCGGUCGGCUCGUGACAAUCAGGACGCGGUAUCACUAACUCACUGGAGAGACUGGAGCUAGAGAGAGAGAGAGAGAAAGAGAGAGAGAGAGAGAGAGAGAGAGAGAGAGAGGAACGACUUACACCGAGCUCAAGUCUCAUGUCUGUAGCUUGAGCGUCCCGGUUUGACAUGGCAGCUGAGGAGAACGAAUGCUUGAGCCUCCAGCUCUCCAAACAGAGCUCUGAUCCUGUGAGGUCGUGGGAGUUGGAGUCCGUCCUGGCCAAUCGCACACUCAGUUUUGUGUCCCGGCUUGAGGAGCGCUACAUGUGCCCGGCCUGUGGUGACGCCAUUCUUAACCCCCACCAGACGGGCUGUGGCCACAUAUUCUGUGCCAAGUGCAUUAGAAUGUUCAUUGAGAGCAGUGACACAUCCAAAUGUCCCUUAGAUGGCAUUUUGAUCAAGUCUGAGGAGGUUUUUCAAGACAACUGCUGUAAAAGAGAACUACUAAAUCUUGAAGUUUACUGUAGCAACACUCCAGAUUGCACACAAAAGGUGCCUCUGUGUAAUUUGCAGAAACACCUAACUCUUUGUCAGUAUGAGACCCUGCAAUGCUCCAACCCCGGGUGCACUGACAUCCUGUUACGCAAGAAUGUACCAGACCACCAACGAAACCUGUGUCAGUUUCGCACAGAGUUCUGUCAAUAUUGCACAAAGCCAUACCCUAUUACCCAGCUCCAGGACCAUGAACAGAUGUCAUGCCCUGAAGCAGAAGUUCAAUGUCCCAAUAACUGCUCUCAGAUGGUUAAGAGGCAUAAGCUCAAAGGACAUAUAGAUGAGUGUCCAGAAGUGGAGACAGACUGUAUUUAUAAGCAAUAUGGCUGCACAGUCCGAGAUAAAAGAAGCAAAGUGAAAGUCCAUGAAUACACUGAAUUUAGCCAUCAUGUGCUACUUGUACUGGAGAGCAACAGCAAGCUUGCUAAACAGGUAGAUCAGCUGCAGCAGGACUUGGCCCUCCAGGAGAGGGAGCUGAAAGAGAGGAACUUGCUUGUUGCUAACCUUAACAGAGAGAUGACCAAGUGUGACAGCACAUUUUCUGCAAUUCAGAGGUCAGUGGUGGAACAGAGGGAGAGCGUCUCAAGCUUUAAACAGGAGCUGCAGGAGUUGCGUAAUGUUCUGGAUGCUGAGCUGGCUAAAGAGGAGCUGAGUGAUCUCCGAGCUUCACUCGACUCUCUCAGACAGCAAGUGGCAAUGACACAGAGCCUCAGAGAUCACCUGGGGGCUUUAGGUCAGACAUGUCAGCGGCACACUCGACUACUGGACAUCCAUGUGGAGCAGCUGCAGUGUAACGAGCAACGUUUUCGCCAACUUGAGUCCACGUCAUAUGAUGGAAAACUCAUCUGGAAGAUUCUCGACUACCAGCGUAGAAAAGACGCUGGCGCACCGCUCACCUCACCUCCUUUCUACACCGGCCGCAGCGGCUACAAGCUGAGUGCCCGCGCGUACCCUGAUGGGGACGGAAGCGCCCGGGGCACACACCUUUCUCUGUACAUCAUGGUGAUGAGAGGUGACUUCGACUCACUGCUGCCGUGGCCGUUUCGCCAGAGCGUCACACUCACCGUGCUAGACCAGAGCGGCUCACGCAACCACGUCAGCUGCAGCUUCACCCCUGACACCAGCAAAGAGAGCUUCCGCAGACCCACAGCUGACAGCAACGCCGCGUUAGGGUUCUCCCGCUUCAUCUCUCAUACUGACCUGGAAGGUCCCCGAAACGCCAUCUUCAUACGAGAUGACACUCUGUUUGUCAAAGUUAAGGUGGACACAACAGGGUUGGAGGAUUUGUAGUGCAUUCUGGAAGACAGCGUGGAUCUAGUAAAGCUGGCCUUUAUGAGAUUUUCUUUUCAGUCAGCUCCAAAAUCACUGGCACAUAUCAUGACAAUGUACAAACCUGUCUGUAAGAACCUGUAAUGAGUGAUAAACACCAGUUCUGAAAUUAUUGGCACUCACAUGAAUACUAGUUGUUGAAUCCUUGCUUGGAGAAAAUAACACAGGUUUUGUCCUGUAAUGUCUAAGAAGAUUGGAGACAUGAGUAAAGAAAAUCUGGAUCACUCCAUCAGGUAAAAAGCUUCUAGCUAUUUUAUAUGCGUAGGCUUGUACAUGUGGACAUCAUCUUCAAUUCACAUUACAGUUUUAAUAUCCAGAGUCCUUUUUUUAUGCAGUAGAGGUUUUUAUUUAUUGUCAUAGCAGUUUGUGUUGAUGUGGAGGUCAGUAUCUUGUUGCUUUGACCUCCUGGCAGAGCCAACCUUGAAUUUACAGUGCCAAAUUUUCCGUUAUUACAGAAAUUUCAUAUAUGCACAAAGGAAACAGAAACUGGUCAAAAUAAGAGCGUUCCUGAAGCAUUUCUUUCCUCUGAUGAUUUUUUUUUUAUUAGUUUUCACUGACAGGUGCUAAUCAUUUUGCAGAUAUGUAUUUGACAAAGAUCUAUUGGAGUCUUUUAAGUAUUUUCUCCUAAUUCACUGGAAAUGUCGACUGAUUGUGUGUUACACAAAUUUUAUAAUUAAUGUUUAAUGAUUUCCCCAUUCUCUCGAACGGGGCCUGUAAGUUAUUUUCAGCCACAGAUUAAGUUAUAUUUUUAUACUGAAUUUACUGGAAAAAAAGAAGAAAUAGCUCAGAGGACAAGCUGAGACACUGUAGCUGAUUGUGCUUUCUUAUAGUCUUUGUAUUUUUAUACAUGUUGUAUGAUUUUCUCAAAUAAAGAUCUGGUGCAUCUUCAUCAGUGUGAAA